CGUCCGCCGUCGAAUUCUUCCUUUUUCUGUCGAAGUAGAUGACAUGAGCAUGCUGCGGCUCCAGAAAAGACUCGCGGCGAGCGUGCUGCGCUGUGGUAAGAAGAAGGUCUGGCUGGACCCCAACGAGACCAACGAGAUCGCCAAUGCGAACUCCCGCCAGCAGGUCCGCAAACUUGUGAAGGAUGGCCUCAUCAUCCGCAAGCCCGUCACGGUCCACUCCAGGGCCCGCUGCCGCAAGAACACGUUGGCACGCCGCAAGGGCAGGCACAUGGGCAUCGGUAAGAGAAAGGGUACCGCCAACGCCCGUAUGCCCGAGAAGCUGUCGUGGAUGCGCCGUAUGAGGAUCCUGCGUCGCCUGCUGCGUCGCUACAGGGAGUCCAAAAAGAUCGACAGGCACAUGUACCACAGUCUGUACUUGAAGGCCAAGGGUAACGUGUUCAAGAACAAGCGCAUCCUCAUGGAGCACAUUCACAAGCUGAAGGCCGACAAAGCUCGCAAGAAGCUCCUGGCGGAUCAAGCCGAGGCCCGCCGUACCAAGACCAAGGAAGCCCGCAAACGCCGAGAGGAGCGCCUCCAGGCCAAGAAGGAAGAAAUCAUCAAGAACCUGUCCAAGGAGGAUGAGGGCAAAAAGUGAUCGGGCCUCCCAAUCAUCCACCUGUCUGUGGAUUGUUGACAAUAAAAUGGACAUAAAGACA
Syngnathoides biaculeatus (alligator pipefish) is the source of this 695-nucleotide messenger RNA. RefSeq names its product ribosomal protein L19 (gene rpl19). Gene Ontology annotation, cellular component: cytosolic large ribosomal subunit; ribosome. Gene Ontology annotation, molecular function: RNA binding; structural constituent of ribosome. The coding region runs from base 44 to 634 and encodes 196 amino acids. Gene Ontology annotation, biological process: translation. The transcript has 6 exons. NCBI's taxonomy places the organism in Eukaryota, Metazoa, Chordata, Actinopteri, Syngnathiformes, Syngnathidae. The record is from RefSeq and is a predicted model, not a curated record.